CUUGGAAACCAGGAUCGGGUUCUUCGUGUCCGAUUAGCCGAAUGCUAACACCUGUUUACAGUCACUGCUCACGUAUCUUUGCUAAAUCUCAGAAGGAAAACAUCCAAGAGGAUCCAAACGACUUCGUCCUGAAAGUAUUUGGCCCAUCGUGGCUCGCGGCUGGAAAUGGAGGACUCUCUGACGUCAUGCUGCUGCUCGGCUCUCAGACGGCCGUCAUCAUGGCUCGCUGCUGGAGUUACUUAAGAGGACUCUCCAUCUGCGUCACUGUGCUGCUGCUGGUGUCUGGUGUUGUGAUGAUCGGUGUUGGAUUCUCAUCAAUUGAAGGAAACGUACCUGUUGCCGAGUUGUUCGACCAGUUAUCGAUUAGCGACGACGGUGUUUUGGCUCUGCAGGUGUUCGGCCCGAUCACAGUGGUUCUGUCUGUUCUGGGCAUCAGUGCUGCGGUUUCAAACCACAAACUUUUGCUGCUGCUGUUUUCUGCUCUGAUUUUUGUGGAGUUUGUGGCUCUGAUGAUCGUCGCCUCUCCGUUGGUUCACGUUGAAGCCGAGGUGAACUUCGCUGUGGAGGACAUUUUCCUGAACGUUACUCCUCUUCACAGAGCUGAGCUCUUCAUCCAGACGGAGCUGCAGAAACUCCAGACCUCAGAUUCCUGCUGCGGUUUACGAAGUUUUGAGGAUUGGGGGAAUCACCUUCCUGACUCCUGCUCAUGCUCGCCCCCUGCUGGCCUGAGCGCUCAGACCAGUAACUCCAGCUCACUGGGACCCUGUGUGAUGACUGGAACAAACCCUCAUCCUUCAGAUAAACUCUGGGUUCACUCUGAGCCCUGCGGUCCCAUCCUGAAGAGCUACCUGGGAUUCCCCAUCAAACUCCGGAUCGGAAUAAUCUCCGCCUUCGCCACCAUCACGAUAACCGCCAUCAUUCUGUGCCUGGUUCUGGGUCUGGAGGAUCUCUGGAAGAAGCCUCCGGUCGAGACGACGGUCGACGACUUUAACAGAGUCAAAUACCAACCCAAACCUUCCCUCUCCUGACCUCUGACCCCUGAGCCAAACAGGACGAACACUGAUGCUAACAUGUAGCCUUUAAGUGGAGCUAGAGACAACAACACAGGAAGUGAGGUUAUGGACUCAGAACCAGAAACGGGUCAUUUGGACUUUUGGACAACUUCCUUCUUCACAAAAUGAAAACAAAACUGGAGUAGUGUCAGAUUUUAGAGGUUGUAGGAUUUUUCUUUAGUCUUUCACAAAAGACUACGAGACAUUUGUCCCACUAGCGCUAGGCUAGCAUGUCUGUUUUUUGGUGUAUUUACCCAGAAUUCCCUGCACUGUAGUCCACUUCCUGCUUUUGGAGCGGUCUCCAGUCCACUUGACGUUCACAUUUGCAUCCAAACCGCAUCAAAGUUAACUGUUUUGUUCAGUUUCACAUUCACUUCUCUCCAAACAAACCAAACUUUAUGGGACUUUGGAUUUCUCUUCUCCUUCGAAGAACUGGAAGAGUUUAUACAAAUCAUUUGGUUUCCAGAUGUUUGGUUACCAAAAUUUCUUAAAGUAUGAACCUUUAGGAAUGGUUCAUGCAUUUCUGAUAACUGCACUGCAAAACCACCAAAUGUUACCAAGUUUUUGUCUAGUUUUUAAAAGUCCAAAUUGAUAACUACAUUUAUGAAAACAUAAAGUUCUAAUUAGAACAAUUUGCACAUAAGAUUCAUUUUCUUUAAUUACACAAAUUUCUGUUGUGUUUUUUUGUUGUUUUCUUGGGAAAUCUGGUCCUAAAGGGGCUGAAGAGACUCUGGAUCAGGAUUCCUGCUUUUAAUGAUGAUUAUUGUAUAAAUGGGAGCCAGUGUUGAAAAACUGCUUAACCUUAAAAUGUCUCUGUGUUUGCAGAAUAUGUUUUAAAAUUUAAUAUAUAGAAAAAAAUGCCGUCUUCUUUUCUGAAGUGUGCUUUGUAAAUAAAAUUAACUUUAAAGUUAAA
Xiphophorus couchianus (Monterrey platyfish) is the source of this 1965-nucleotide messenger RNA. RefSeq lists its product as uncharacterized. NCBI's taxonomy places the organism in Eukaryota, Metazoa, Chordata, Actinopteri, Cyprinodontiformes, Poeciliidae. Gene Ontology annotation, cellular component: plasma membrane. The coding region runs from base 42 to 1028 and encodes 328 amino acids. The record is from RefSeq and is a predicted model, not a curated record. The transcript is spliced from 10 exons.